Molecule: messenger RNA, 681 nt
Organism: Lactuca sativa (garden lettuce)
Lineage: Eukaryota; Viridiplantae; Streptophyta; Magnoliopsida; Asterales; Asteraceae
Source: RefSeq, a predicted model, not a curated record
AUGUUUGGUAAGUUCACAUUCACAGAUAUCUCUCUUCUUGUUCUCUCCGCUCACACAGCUAGCUUCGCAUCUCGACCUGCAACAAACACCGGCGACGCCGGCGACCUGCAACACCGGCGACACCGGCGACCUGCAACACCGAUAAUGGAUGAAAACAACAAUACAAUUGUUGAUUGUGAAACAUCUUUAAAAAUGAAAAAACCAAAAUUUGGGUGGGAUAAUCGUAGCUUCAUGGUGUUUGUUGAUUCGUGCUUGAUUAAAAAAAAAGGCCGUAAAGCCACUUCCUCCUUUGAUAAAAUUGGGUGGGAAAAUAUACAAAAACGCAUUAAGGAGAAAACAGGUUAUAGCCUUGAAAAAAAACAACUAACAAACAAAUGGGAGAACAUGAAAAAAGAGUGGAAACUUUAUGACCGCUUAAUGAGGCUUGAAACCGGACUCGGUGGGACGAGAAGCCUAGUAGAUGCGUCCCCCGAGUGGUGGGAGGAGAAAAUAAAGGAGAAUAAAGAUUAUGCCAAAUUUAGGAACACAGAUUUGAGCAUAUUUGAUGAGAAAUAUGCUUUUUUGUUUCGGGAUUCUGUUGCCGUUGGAGAUCAGACUAUGACUCCAUUACAAUUUAAAACAAUCGCAAUCCAAACGAAGAAAAUAUGGAGGGCAAAGGAGAUAGUGAUGAAAUCAAUUUAG